Molecule: messenger RNA, 761 nt
Organism: Raphanus sativus (radish)
Lineage: Eukaryota; Viridiplantae; Streptophyta; Magnoliopsida; Brassicales; Brassicaceae
Product: 3-phosphoshikimate 1-carboxyvinyltransferase, chloroplastic
Biological process (GO): chorismate biosynthetic process
Molecular function (GO): 3-phosphoshikimate 1-carboxyvinyltransferase activity
Source: RefSeq, a predicted model, not a curated record
UUCAGGUCGCCUGGUAAUGCUUACAUAGAAGGUGAUGCUUCUAGUGCUAGUUAUUUCUUGGCUGGUGCUGCCAUUACUGGUGAAACUGUUACUGUUAAAGGUUGUGGAACAACUAGCCUGUAGGGAGAUGUGAAGUUCGCUGAGUUUCUUGAAAAAAUGGGAUGUUAAGUGUCCUAGACAGAGAACAGUGUUACUGUGACUGGACCACCUAGAGAUGCUUUUGGAAUGAGACACUUGCGAGCUGUUGAUGUCAACAUGAACAAGAUGCCUGAUGUAGUCAUGACUCUUGCCGUUGUUGCUCUUUUUGCAGAUGGUCCAACCACCAUUAGAGAUGUUUCUAGCUGGAGAGUAAAGGAGACAGAAAGGAUGAUUGCCAUUUGCACAGAGCUUAGGAAGCUUGGAGCUACAGUGGAAGAGGGUUCUGAUUAUUGUGUGAUAACGCCACCAGCAAAGCUGAAACCGGCGGAGAUUGAUACAUAUGAUGAUCAUAGAAUGGCAAUGCCAUUCUCUCUUGCAGCUUGUGCUGAUGUUUCAGUGACCGUCAAAGAUCCUGGUUGCACCAAGAACUUCCUUGACUACUUCCAAGUCUUUGAAAGAAUCACAAAGCACUAAAAAAGAAACUAAGCCCAUUUGUCCUUUCUUUUAAGAUCCAACUGGAUCUGUUGCCACUGUAAGAUUAUCGAAAACAAAAGAGUAUUAAGUUGUGUAUUUUGCUUGUACCUGUACUGAGUGAGUGAGAUGCUUUUUUUACUAUAGCUUAA